Messenger RNA from Linum tenue, 2628 nucleotides. NCBI's taxonomy places the organism in Eukaryota, Viridiplantae, Streptophyta, Magnoliopsida, Malpighiales, Linaceae. The record is from the annotation of a GenBank genome assembly.
AUGAUGAUAAUCCAGGCAUUCUUCAUGAAAGCGUUGGCAACUUCGCUGAAGAGGCAGACCCAUUUCUGUACAUUGAAAACCCGCUUCAACUUUCCACCGCGCACAAGCUUCUGUGUCUCAAAUCAUGCCCUGGCCCAAAGGAGCGAGGACGACCCUGAUGUCCACCACUUGUUUGAUGAAAGUCCCGAGGGGGCACGCUGCAGCAAUCGCUUGCUCUUUGAGCGCUCUCGCAAUAAUAGACACUCCGAGGUUCUGAGCCUCUUCAUGGGUGUUCAUCGUUCUGGUCUUCCUGUUGAUGGAUCGACCAUUUCUUGCGUGCUCAAAGCUUGUGCAUACUCGCUUGAUCAAAAUUUUGGUGUUCAGAUUCAUGGCCAUUGUACCAAGUGCGGAUUUUUGAACGAUGUGAGCGUUGGUACUUCCAUGGUUGAUAUGUACUUCAAGAAUGGGAGCGUGGAGAGAGGGAGGAGAUUGUUCGAUCAAAUGGGGGAAAGAAACGUUGUUUCAUGGACAUCUUUGCUCACCGGUUAUGCGCAGAAUGGUUUGGAUGCUGAGGUGCUGCAAUUGUUCGUUCGAAUGCAAUCAGAAGGGGUUCAACCUGGACCUUUUACUUUUGCCACGGUUAUUGGGUCACUAUCCGGUGAAAGAAUGGUUGAGAAGGGACUCCAACUUCAGGCUGCAGCAAUAAAGAACGGGUUUCAAACAGCUACACCAGUUUGCAAUUCUUUGGUCAGCAUCUACUCAAAAUCUGGAAGGAUUAGGGAAGCGAAAGCAGUAUUUGAUCGUUUAUCUGAUAGGACUGCAGUUAGUUGGAAUAGUAUGGUUGCUGGUUAUGCAACCAAUGGACUGCAUUCCGAAGCACUCGAGAUAUUUCACCACAUGAGACUUGUUAAUGCCAAGCCAAGCAACAUGACUUUUGCUGCUGUAAUCAAGCUCUGCACCAGUAUUAAAGAACUGGGCUUUCAACAGCAGCUACAUUGCUUGGUACUGAAAACUGGGUUUGAAUUCGACCAGCAUAUCAGGAUAGCCCUCAUGGUUGGUUAUAGCAAGUGCAAGGUAAUGGAUGAUGCUUUUGAGAUAUUCUCAGCUUUGGGUGAAGAAGCUCGGAAUGUGGUGGCAUGGACUGCUAUGAUCAGUGGCUACCUGCAAAAUGGAAAGGCAAAGAGAGCUGUGGAGCUUUUCCUUCAAAUGAACAGGGAAAGUGUUAAGCCGAAUGAGUUUACGUAUUCCACAAUCCUCUCAGCUUCGCCGAUGGUUUCUCCUCAUCAAGUUCACGCACAAGCUAUCAAAGCGAACUCUGAGAAGUCUCCCACAGUUGGAACUGCACUCUUGGACACCUAUGUGAAAUUAGGAGAAGUUGACGAAGGUUCAAAGGUUUUCGACAGGAUAGAGAAGAAGGAUAUUGUCGCAUGGUCAGCCAUGGUAGCUGGAUAUGCUCUGAAAAGAGAUACAGAGGCUGCUGUCAAGACGUUUGUUGAGAUGGCGGAACAUGGUAUCAAGCCUAACGAGUAUACCUUCUCCAGCGUCAUAAAUGCGUGUGCUUCUUCAAUGGCGCCAGUACAGCAGGGGAAACAGCUUCACGCCUGGUCAAUAAAGUCAACAUUCAACAAUGCUUUCUGUGUGAGCAGUGCUCUUGUCACCAUGUACGCCAAAACUGGCGACAUUCUGAGUGCUAACGAAGUUUUCAGAAGACAGCAGGACAGAGAUUUGGUGUCGUGGAAUUCAAUGAUCUCAGGUUAUGCACAACACGGCCAUGUGAACAAUGCUCUCCAGGUGUUUGACGAAAUGCGGAGACAAAACAUGGAGAUGGAUGGUGUGACUUUCAUUGGUGUCAUUUCUGCCUGCGUGCAUGCUGGACUAGUGGAGGAAGGUCAAAGGUACUUCGACAUGAUGGUUAGAGAUCACUGUGUUGAGCCGACGAUGGAGCAUUAUUCUUGCUUGGUUGAUCUCUAUGGCCGAGCUGGAAAGCUUGCGAAGGCCAUGGAUAUCAUCAAUGGAAUGCCAUUUCCACCUAGUGCAACCGUAUGGCGAACCCUACUGGGUGCUUCCCGUGUGCACCGCAAUCUAGAGCUCGGAUCACUUGCAGCCGAAAAGCUGAUCUCUUUGCAGCCACAAGACUCUGCAGCUUAUGUCCUGCUGUCGAACAUGCAUGCAAUGGCGGGGAACUGGAAGGAGAGAGCCAGAGUGAGGAGUUUGAUGGAUGGGAGAAAGGUGAAGAAGGAAGCUGGGUACAGUUGGAUCGAGGUGAAGAACAAGACUUACUCAUUUUUGGCGGCUGAUUCGUCUCAUCCAAUGUCCAACGAGAUAUAUGAGAAGCUUGAGGAGCUGCGGAUGAGGUUGAAAGAUGCUGGGUAUCAGGCUGAUACUGAUCAUGUGCUGCUUGAUGUUGAUGAAGAACACAAAGAGGCCAUUCUUUCUCAGCACAGUGAGAGGCUGGCGAUUGCUUUUGGGUUGAUUGCUACGCCACCAGGUACUCCAUUGCGGGUCAUGAAGAAUCUCAGAGUCUGUGGAGACUGUCAUGUUGUGAUUAAGUUGAUCUCCAAGAUAGAAGGGAGGUACAUUGUUGUUAGGGAUACGAAUCGGUUUCAUCAUUUUAAGGAUGGGUCGUGCUCUUGUGGAGAUUAUUGGUGA